CAGAGGGGAAGAGAGUAAGAGGGCUGGAAAAGAGAGACUGAGAUCAAAGAGCGAGAUGGAGACAGACAGAGAUAGCCUCACCAGACGACUGCCAUUAUAAUUAGUGUUUACGGAACUUUUUUCAGAGCUAAUGAUCUGCUCUUGUGUGAGUCAUAUGGAGAUAAUUUAGACUGGUGGCAACGUGCAGCACAGAGCAUCGCCAGAACUCCUUCACAUUCACACAGACAGCAGGCAGUGUCUCCAUCAUGAGGCUGGUGUGGAAGUCCCUGGACAAGAUGAGGUGUUUCCGUAAACGCUCCACCAUCCCCUUCCUGGGGCUCCUGAUCACAUGUCUUCUGUUCUUCAACCUGUACAUGGAGGAUGGAUACGUCUUGGAGGCGGGUAAAAGACAGCUGAUGCAUCCUUCCAACUCUGAGAGAUAUGUUCACACCUUUAGAGAGCUCACGAAUUUCUCUGGAACCAUAAACGUCACAUACCGUUACCUCGCUGGGAAUCCACUGCCCCGGAAAAAAUAUCUAACCAUUGGGUUGUCAUCUGUGAAAAGAAAAAAAGGGAAUUACCUCAUGGAGACGAUCAAAUCCAUUUUUGACCAGUCCAGUUAUGAGGAACUGAAAGAGAUUGUGGUGGUGGUUCACCUGGCAGACUUUGACCUGGCCUGGUGUGAAAAGCUGGUGCAGGACAUCUCCAGGAAGUUUGCCCACCACAUCAUCGCUGGGCAUCUCCUGGUGAUCCAUGCCCCUGAGGAGUACUACCCAUCACUGGAUGGGCUGAAAAGGAACUACGACGACCCAGAGGACAGGGUACGCUUCCGCUCCAAGCAGAACGUGGACUACGCCUUCCUUCUCAACUUCUGCACCAACCUUUCAGAUUUUUACAUGAUGCUGGAGGACGAUGUGCUCUGCUCACGGAACUUCUUAACAUCCCUGAAGAAGGUGGUCACCUCCAGGGAAGGCUCCUACUGGGUGAUGCUGGAAUUCUCCAAGCUUGGCUACAUAGGGAAGCUCUACCAAUCAAGAGACCUUCCGCGCCUGGCCCACUUCCUGCUCAUGUUCUACCAGGAGAUGCCUUGCGACUGGCUCCUUAUUCACUUCCGGGGCCUGUUGGCCCAGAAAAAUGUGAUCCGCUUCAAGCCCUCUCUGUUCCAGCACAUGGGCUACUACUCCUCAUAUAAGGGAGCAGAGAACAAGUUGAAGGAUGAUGACUUUGAAGAGGACUCUAUUGAUAUCCCUGACAACCCUCCUGCCAGCCUGUACACUAACAUUAAUGUAUUUGAAAACUAUGACGCCACCAAGGCUUAUAGCAAUGUGGACGAAUACUUUUGGGGGAAACCCCCCUCUACUGGAGACUUCUUUGUCAUUGUCUUUCACGAACCAAGCAAUAUUAGCAAUAUCAACAUCUUGACAGGAACGGACGAUCGUCAGAAUGAUAUCCUGCACCAUGGAGCUCUGGAAGUAGGAGAGAAGCUGGUGGGGACAAAGAGAGGAAGGCAAUGUUCUUCCUACAUCACGUUAGGGGAGUUUAAAAAUGGCAACAUUGACGUUCAAGACGUGGACCACAAGAUUGCCUUUGCCAUCCAGUGUGUUCGUAUUGUGGUGACUGCCAGUCAGAAUGAAUGGCUGAUUAUUAGGAAAAUAAGUCUGUGGACGACAUAGUUGGCACUCAGAGGGCCCAUACUAUCUGGACUAAAGUGUUGUAUUCAUUUAUAUAUAUUGAUUAUAUUGGAUGCUCUAUGGUUUAUAUUCCUUUAUACUUUGCAUACAGUAGCCUACAUUUUUUAGAAUCUGAAACAAUUAGACUAUUAGGUUGUCAACAUUGUAUGUUUUUCAUAAAAUAAAA
This is a messenger RNA of Oncorhynchus keta (chum salmon), 1836 nucleotides long. RefSeq names its product alpha-1,3-mannosyl-glycoprotein 4-beta-N-acetylglucosaminyltransferase C-like. The record is from RefSeq and is a predicted model, not a curated record. Lineage: Eukaryota; Metazoa; Chordata; Actinopteri; Salmoniformes; Salmonidae. The transcript has 4 exons. Gene Ontology annotation, molecular function: acetylglucosaminyltransferase activity. The coding region runs from base 246 to 1652 and encodes 468 amino acids. Gene Ontology annotation, biological process: protein N-linked glycosylation.